Molecule: messenger RNA, 2187 nt
Organism: Cucumis melo (muskmelon)
Lineage: Eukaryota; Viridiplantae; Streptophyta; Magnoliopsida; Cucurbitales; Cucurbitaceae
Product: splicing factor U2af large subunit B-like
Exons: 13
Coding region: 166-1932 (588 amino acids)
Biological process (GO): mRNA processing
Cellular component (GO): U2AF complex; nuclear speck; nucleus
Molecular function (GO): pre-mRNA 3'-splice site binding; poly-pyrimidine tract binding
Source: RefSeq, a predicted model, not a curated record
CGAGGGUUACUACUUAGAUACUGAUAUAUAAACAGCGGGAACUCUCUUCCGAACCCUAGGAUUCUCGUUAGCUUUCUUCUCCCCAAUUUCAUCACCAAAAUUUUCUCCCACCAAAAGAUUCACAAAUCACAGCUAAAUUCUGUGGAUCAUACUCCCAGUUUAAUCAUGACGGAUUACGACGGCAGGUACGAAGGUAAUGGGGAAGAUGCAGACAACUAUGGCGAUGGUUUUUCUCCCCAAGCCCGUGCUGCCAGCCACGGUGGCCACGAUACUCACACUGAUUCCAAAUCUCAGCAUGGUUCUAGAGAUUAUGAAAGAGAGUCUUCGAAAAGUCGAGAAAAAGAAAGAGAUAAGGGGCGUGAUAGGGACAGGGAGAGGGAUCGAGACCGAGGUCGAGAUAGGGAUAGAGAGAAAAGCAAGGAUGGGGAAAGAGAUCGGGAGAAGGACAGAGAUAGGGAUAGGGAUCGCGACAAAGACCGUGAUAGGGAUCGUGACCGCCAUCAUAGAGACCGCCACAGGGAUCGAGGUGAGAGAAGGGAAGGGGGCAGAAGUAGAGAUGAUGAUGAUUACUACAGGAGUAGAGACUAUGACAGACGGAGAGAUUAUGAUAAAGAACGAGAAGACAGGCACAGACGUAGGUCCCGUUCUCGCUCAAAGGGAAUACAUGAGCAUACGUCAAGGUCCCCUUCUCCAACGCGGUCAAGAUCACGCUCCAAAAGCAAACGAAUUAGUGGUUUUGACAUGGCUCCUCCAACAACUGCAAUAUUGUCUGGUGCAACUGCUGCUGCAGCAGGCCAGAUUCCUGGGGCAACUCCAGCUAUUCCUGGAAUGUUUCCUACAAUGUUUCCACUGGCGACCGGUCAGCCCUUUGGGGCACUUCCUGUUAUGCCGGUUCAGGCAAUGACACAGCAGGCUACUAGACAUGCACGACGUGUUUAUGUGGGCGGGCUACCACCAACAGCCAACGAACAGUCUGUUGCAACAUUUUUCAGUCAGGUUAUGGCAGCAAUAGGAGGAAAUACCGCUGGCCCUGGAGAUGCGGUUGUCAAUGUAUAUAUUAAUCAUGAGAAAAAGUUCGCUUUUGUGGAGAUGAGAUCUGUUGAGGAAGCCAGUAAUGCAAUGGCAUUGGAUGGGAUCAUCUUUGAGGGAGCACCUGUGAAGGUGCGAAGACCUAGUGAUUACAAUCCUUCUCUUGCUGCAACUCUUGGUCCCAGCCAGCCAAACCCCAAUCUGAACCUAGCUGCUGUUGGUCUAACUCCAGGUUCCGCUGGUGGUCUUGAGGGUCCAGACCGCAUUUUUGUGGGUGGACUUCCCUAUUACUUCACAGAAGCUCAGGUGAGGGAGUUGCUGGAGUCUUUUGGGCCCCUACGAGGUUUUGAUCUCGUGAAAGACAGAGAGACUGGAAAUUCAAAAGGAUAUGCAUUUUGUGUUUACCAAGAUCUUUCAGUCACAGACAUAGCCUGUGCAGCACUCAAUGGUAUUAAAAUGGGUGAUAAGACACUCACUGUUCGGCGUGCAAAUCAAGGAGCCAAUCAACCCAAACCAGAGCAAGAAAGUGUUCUUUUACAUGCACAGCAGCAAAUUGCUUUACAGAAGCUUAUGCUACAGCCUGGGGCUGUAUCCACCAAGGUUCUUUGUCUUACACAAGUUGUUACCCCUGAAGAGCUAAUUAAUGAUGAAGACUACGAAGAUAUCAUGGAGGACAUGCGAGGGGAAGGCGGAAAAUUUGGUACAUUAGUGAACGUCGUUAUCCCGCGUCCAAGACCCAAUGAAGCAGCACCUGGAGUUGGAAAGGUGUUUUUGGAGUAUGCAGACAUUGAUAGCGCAACGAAAGCUCGAGCUGGUUUGAAUGGGAGAAAAUUUGGAGGGAACCAAGUGAUGGCUGUAUUCUAUCCUGAGAACAAGUUUGCCCAAGGGGAGUAUGAUGCCUAAACAUCAUCAAAUUUGACAGUGAUUGGACAAGUUGUGUCAUUAGAAGAAAGAAGAGAAUAUUUAGGUUUGUUUUAAAUGUGGGGGUAAGUUUGUGUGCUAAUCUGGAAGAACUCGAAUAGCAAAGUGAGUAAUGCAAGUGACCUUAGAUCCAUCUAGAUUGUUAGAUUUCUAUCAUUUUGGAAAAGUAAUGGACAGCUUCAUCAAACUCUAAUCUCUACUUUUGAUUUGUGGAAGCAUAUUAUUAUUAUUAUUUAA